AUGACGUAUCGAUCAUUUAUACUAAAAUAUUUAGUGCCGUUCUGUCUAAAAAUAAUGAAUUCGGCCGUUGUGACCGGACUUUAUUAUGGAUUUUUGACCACAUUCUGCAUAGGGCCCUCUUAUCUCUUCAUUAUUCGAGCCCGGGUUAGGAACGAAGGGACCGAGAUGGUAGUAUCAGCAACAACCGGGUUUAUUACGGGAUACCUCAUUAUGUUUAUAUCAAUCUAUUAUGCGCCUUUGCAUUUAGCAUUGAAUAGACCUCAUACAAUAACUGUCCUAAUUCUACCAUAUAUUUUCUUUCAUUUCGUAGAGAAAAAUAAUAAAUACUUCUAUUCGGAUCCCAGAUACGAUAAUGCAAAUUCAAUACAUAAAUUCAAUAUUGUUAAAGAAUUCUUUACCAAUUUUUUGUUUCAGUUAAUAAACCCUCUUCUUUUCCAAAGUUCAAUUUUAAUAAGAUUACUGCAGAUUUGUCUCUUUCGGUCCAACAAUAAAUUGUUAUUCUUAACAAGUAGUUUUGUUGGUUGGUUAAUUGGUCACAUAUUUUUGAUGAAAUUAAUGGGAUUCCCAAUAGUCUGGUUCCAGCAAAAAGGUUCGAUCAAAUCUAAGCUAACUAAGCUAAUUAUGGGAUUUGAUAAAUACAUUCUCUUACAAUUGCGAUAUUAUGGGGGUCAAAUAUUUGUAGUUUUUGUCUUUGUUAUCUUUCUUCACUAUUUAGGCAGAAUACCGGCUCCUUAUUUUUAUCGUAAUACUACUGGUACUGCGAAAAUCGCAGAACAAGACGAUGAGGAUCAGGAUGAGGAUCAGGAUGAGGAUCAGGAUGAGGAUAUGGAUAUGGAUGCUAAAAGCGAAAUCGAUGUUCAAAGAAAAGCAAAAGCAGAAAAUAUUUUUAGUUAUCUUUUUUCGGAAAAAGAUAAAAUUUUUGACAACAUUAAGGAAUCGGAUCAAAACUUGCAAUUGGGAAAACCCAUUGUAACUACUCUUUUCGAUUAUCAACGAUGGAUUCGGCCAUUGCGAUAUAUAAAAAAUUUGCACUUUGAAAACGUUGUAAGAGAUGAAAAUUCACAAUUUUUUUUUCAUAUAUGUAAAAGUGAUGGAAAAGAACGAAUCUCUUUCACGUAUCCACCUAGUUUAUCUAUUUUUCAGAAAAUGAUGGAAAAAAAAAUGAAUCUCUUCACAAAAGAUAAAAUCUCCAAUAAUGAUAAUGAUAAUGAUAAUGAAUUGUCUAAUUUUUGGAGCUACAAUCAUAAUGAAAAAAAAAAGAAACUAAUCAAUGAAUUUUUUAAAAGGGCCCAAUUUCUAGAUAAGAACUAUAAGAAUUUGAGUCCUCCGGAUGUAUUUGCAAACUCAGUUAGAUUGUGUAAUGAUGACAUGGAAAAUAAAUAUUUAACUAAAAUAUAUGAUCCUUUUUUGAAUGGACGUUUUCGCGGAGAAAUCAAAAAAAACUUUUCACCACCAGAAAGAAAUUCCAUUUUCGUAAAUAAGAUUCACGGUCUCCUUCUUUCUAGUAAUACUAAUGAUCCAGAAUUGGAACAGAAAAUUGAUCCAGAAUUGGAACAGAAAAUUGAUCCAGAAUUGGAACAGAAAAUAGAUCGAUUUGAUAGAAAAUUUUUAUUCAAUGAAUUUGGUUUUUUUUUUAAUGUAAUCAAUAAAUUUUCAGAAAAACCAGUAUCAAGUUUAAAUUUUGACAGAUUUUAUUUAUUUCCAGAACAUGAACAAGUAAAAAAAUAUUCCGAAGAAAAAAAAAUAAAAAAAGAAUUCUUAUUCGACGCAAUUAGAACUGAUGAGAAGAAUAAAACCAUUUUUAAUAGCACAAAUUGUACUGAAAUAAACGAAAUCGAGAAAGAAGUUCCUCGAUGGUCAUACAAGUUAAUUGACGAAGUGCAGCAACUGACGGAAAGCUCAGCAGCGGAGGCUGAGAUUCGUUGUGCAAGAGCGGAACGUGUAGUUGUUUUUAGUGCUCAAACAGAGUCACUGGAUUUCCGUAUUAAAAAUAAACAUAAGUCGAAUAUUGAUGACAAUGGGAAUUCGCCUAAAUUGCACCCAGAGACGGAAUUUUCUCUAGUAAAAUAUUCACGCGAACCGGAUUUCAACCGAGGGAUAAUUAAAGGAUCUAUGCGCCCUCAAAGGCGUAAAACAGUUACUUGGAAAUUCUUUCAAAGUAAUGCCCAUUCUCCAACUUUUUUGGAGAUAAUAGAUGACUACCCGUUCUUUUUUGGUGAGCUUUAUGAUGAUAUAUUGCAAUAUUGGAAAGAAUAUUUCAGGAAACCUGGUACGGACAAUUCGGAAUUUUUGGCUUUUCAGAAAAGGAUGGAACACAAACACAAAGAGGAAAACAAAGACGAGGCUGAAAGCAGACUUAACGAAAUAGAAGAAUCCUGGGAAAGCAUUUUAUAUGGUCUAAGAAUUAGAAGUUUUGUAUUACUAUUCCAAUCAAAUCUUAGAAAAUAUAUUAUAUUACCUUCAUUGAUAAUAACGAAAAAUAUCAUUCGUAUCCUUUUAUUGCAAGACCCCGAAUGGUUAGAAGAUAUUAGCGAUUGGAGAAAAGAAGUGCAUAUAAAAUGCACCUAUCAGGGCGUUCCAGUAUCUGACAAGAAAUUGCCAAAAGACUGGUUUUAUGACGGUAUUCAGAUAAGGAUCUUAUCUCCUUUUGUUCUGAAACCUUGGCACAAAUCUAAGGUACGAUCUACUGAAAAAACAGAAGAUCCACUGAAAAAAAAAAAAAGAUCGACUAAAAAAAAAAACUUAUGGUUUUUAACAGCUUAUGGAACACAAAUAGAAUCGUACCUUGAUUAUCAUGUCCCAAAUCCAUUUGCAUUUUUGGGUCCCAUUUUUAAAAAAAUAACAAAAUACUGGAAAAAAGAUUUGAAAAAGCGUUUUUUUCUAGUUGCAGAUGUUUUGCAUCAAGGAAAAGACUGGUUUCGAACCAUGUUAGAAAACAUAGAAAAGUUUAAGAUGGAAAGUUUUCUUAAAAGUUGUCUAUUUGGGGUGCAAAAAAGCGAUGAAUUAACUGAAGAAAGUACAACAAAUUCAAUAAUAAGUACGAAUAGCCCAAUGAUUGGGGAAUCACCCGUUAUAAUUGAAUCUAUCAAUUUGACAAAUUCUUCAUUCACAGAAACAAGGAUAAAAGAUCUUAAUGUUAAAACAACCAGAAUAAUAAAACAAAUAGAAAAAAUGACAGAAGAAAUGACAGAAGAAAACAAAGAGGAGAUUAUAACUUCAGAGAAAAAUUUGAAUUCGAACAAACUAACUUAUGAUGGUAAAAGAUUAGAAUUACAAAAAAAUCUUUUCCAAAUAUUAAAAAGAAGAACUGUUCGAUUAAUCCGUAAAUCCUAUUCUUUUUUACAAAUUUUCAUGAAAAGGAUAUACAUAGAUAUCCUUUUAUAUAUCAUUAGUAUUCCUAGGAUCCAUGGACAACGUUUUCUCGAUUUUCUUGAAUCAAUUUUCAAUGUAAAUAAAUCUAUUUCCAAUAAAAAACAAAAUGAACAAACAUUUGAUAAAAAAAAUCCAAUUCCUCUUAUGUCGAGUAUAGACAAAUAUUGCAAUAUUACGAAUCUAAAUUCAGAGAAUUCUUGUGACGUACCUUAUUUGUCACAAGGAUAUGUAUUUUCUAAAUUAGCACAAAUCCAAGUUAGUAAUGAAUAUAAGUAUAAGUUCAGGUCUAUUUUUGAAUCUCAUGAACAUGAAAGAUCUAUUUUUCUUAAGGAUGAAAUAAAGAAUUAUUUUUCGAGAAUACGGGCAAUAUCCGAUUCUAAAUUAGGACAUAAUAAACUUCGCGAUUCUGCAAUGAAUCAAUGGACAAGUUGGUUAAAGAUUCAUUAUCAAUAUGAUUUACCUCUGAACAUAUGGUCGAAAUUAGGAUCAAAAAAAUGGAGAAAUAAAAUCAAUGAACAUCGUGUGGCUCAAAAUAAAGAUUUAAUUGAAUAUGAUUCAUAUGGAAAAAGUCAAUUAAGUCUUUACACAAAACAACAAGUAGACUUAUUAGAAAAAAAAAAAAAAACUCAAAAACAAUAUAGAUAUGAUCUUUUCUCUUAUCAAUUUCUGAAUUAUGUAGAUAAUAAAAAAGCAUCUAUUUUUGGAUAUAGACCACCAUUGCAAGCAAACAAAAACCAAGCGAUUUCUUAUAAUUACAACACGUCUAAAAACGAAUUAUUUGCUACAAUAAGCAAUAUCUGUAUCAAAAAUUAUAUAGUAAAAGAUGAUAUUAAUGAUAUAGUAAAAGAUGAUAUUAAUGAUAUAGUAGAAGAUGAUAUUAAUGAUAUAGUAGAAGAUGAUAUUAAUGAUAUAGUAGAAGAUGAUAUUAGAGAUAUAGUAGAAGAUGAUAUUAGAGAAAAAAAAAAAAAUCUGGAGAGAAAGUAUUUAAGGAGGAUAAGGGAUGUAAAAAUCAAGAAAAAGACCAUACGGAAACGGAAACCGAAUCCGAGAUCUUGGUUCUUUUCAAAAUUAAAUAUAUUAUAUAAUGCAUAUAAGAAGAAUCCUUGGAUCGUACCAAGAAAAUCACUUUUUUUGCAGUUUUAUGGAAAAGAAGUAAAAGGCGUUACUAAUGACUUAGCGUUAGGAACUAAAGAAUACGCGAGUGGAAAAGAUCUUAACUUAUCUCUCUCAAGGUUUUUUGGAAAAACAAACGAUGAAACUUUGGUAAAUCGAACCCAAAAGGAUAUAAAGGCAGAACGAGAUUUCUUACUAGACAAAUAUUUGGGUUUUUAUUUAAACUGUGAUACUGAUUUCCAAGAAAGCAUGAUGAAUAAUAUCAACUUCUAUUGUCUCCUAUUUAGAUUGAAAAAAAUGAAAAAAUUUUUUAUAAAGUCUAUUAAACAGGGAGACCUAGAUAUAGAGUCUAUGAUUCUUGUUAAUAAUCCUACGGAUUUCGCUACUACAGAAUGUAGGGACAAUACCGAAUUGUUUGAUAAACUUACGUUUGUUAUUGAACCUGUUCGCGUGUCUAGAAAAAAUUUGGAACAAUUUUUUAUAUAUCAAACCAUAAGUCUACCGUUGAUUCAUAAGAGUAGGCGCGAUAUUUUAAAAAGAAACUCGAAUAAAAGUCGUGUUGAUCAAAAGAUAAGAAAAAAUAAAGAUAAAAAUCAUUAUGAUUUGCUUGUUCCUGAAAAUCUUUUUUCCACUAGACGCCGUAGAGAAUUGAGAAUUCUAAUUUCUUUGAAUUCUAGAAAGGCUUUGCAUAGAAAGAGAAAAAAUUACAAUGAGAAUAAAAUAAAUAAUUUUUCUCAAGUUUUGGCUAAAAAUAACGAUUUUGAUAGCGAAACAAAAAAACUAAUGAAUUUGAAAUUAUUUCUUUGGCCAAAUUAUCGAUUAGAAGAUUUAGCUUGUAUGAAUCGCUAUUGGUUUGAUACCCAUAAUGGAAGUCGUUUCAGUCUAUUAAGGAUACGUAUGUAUCCUCGAUUGAAAAUUUGA
Molecule: messenger RNA, 5406 nt
Organism: Cicer arietinum (chickpea)
Lineage: Eukaryota; Viridiplantae; Streptophyta; Magnoliopsida; Fabales; Fabaceae
Source: the annotation of a RefSeq genome assembly